AUGUUAUUAGUGGACACUGUGGAGAAGAAAAUCGAAGAGGACAAUGAUCUCAAGUUACGCAUUGCGCUUUCACGGCCACACAAGAAACUUAGCUCGGCCCGGAUAUAUUUGGAUCAGUUUCGUAAAAAUGAUGUGUUAUCUCAUGGAGCUAUAACGAGUGAAUACUUGAUAAAGCGUGAACUGGACAUACAGUGGAGUGAGAACAGCGGCACGAGUGAAACUGGGCGCCGGUUACCGAAAAAGCGACACAAGGACUUGCAUCUAGAUGAGGAUCGACGUCUGAUGGCAUUUUCUUACACUCCUGACACAUUUGCUAUGCUUAUUGCACCAAUGAUCAAGGAAAGAAAAGAAGCACUUGGUUCGAUGGGAAACGAUGCUGCAUUGGCAUGCCUUUCCGACUACAGUCCACAAAUUUUCUCAUACUUUCAACAGCUUUUUGCACAGGUGACAAAUCCACCAAUAGAUCCAUUUCGUGAGCAGAUUGUUAUGUCACUGCGUUGUCCCAUUGGUCCCGAAUCGAAUUUGCUGGAACCAUCGGAAGAGUUAGAAGCCAGAUUGAUCUUGGAGCAACCAGUUUUAUCGCUUAUUGAUUUGGAAGUAAGCUCAUCAAAUUUUUUUGCUAAACUAUCCAAAUAG
Molecule: messenger RNA, 636 nt
Organism: Gongylonema pulchrum
Lineage: Eukaryota; Metazoa; Nematoda; Chromadorea; Rhabditida; Gongylonematidae
Source: the annotation of a GenBank genome assembly